This is a messenger RNA of Anolis carolinensis (green anole), 1472 nucleotides long. It is a transcript of the gene lrrc52, whose product is annotated as leucine rich repeat containing 52. The coding region runs from base 1 to 951 and encodes 316 amino acids. The transcript is spliced from 2 exons. Gene Ontology annotation, cellular component: voltage-gated potassium channel complex. The record is from RefSeq and is a predicted model, not a curated record. Gene Ontology annotation, molecular function: transmembrane transporter binding; voltage-gated potassium channel activity; potassium channel activator activity. NCBI's taxonomy places the organism in Eukaryota, Metazoa, Chordata, Lepidosauria, Squamata, Anolidae.
AUGGCUUCUGCCCUAGAACUGCAUGGACACCAGCAAAGCACCAACAGAAAGUUGUGUUUCUUGCAGUGCCAGAUCUUGUCCCCUUCCAUAAGCUUCAGGACUCUAUGGAUGCUGAUUCUCACUGGAAUGAGCCGGGCAGCAGAAAGUGUGAGCUGCCCAAAGGAGUGCAGUUGCCAGUACCUGGCUGUGAACUGCACAGGAAAGCAGCUGGAAGAGUUUCCUGCCACCAUCCCACUGGAUACUAGGCAGCUGGUUCUGGCUCAAAACAAACUUAGCUAUUUGCCAUCAAUGGAACUAAACUUUCUCAGUGACUUGAUCUACUUAGACUGCAGCAGCAACAUCUUAGGGGAGGAUCUGGAUUUCAUGUUUGUCAGCAUUAUUAAGUUGGUCUACCUGGACCUUAGCUUCAACAACCUUACGCAGAUAACAUUUGGUACCUUUUCACAGCUCACUAGCCUGGUUGUCUUAAAGCUUUCAGACAAUCCUAGCCUGGUUGAGAUUGAAAAGGACUCUUUUGCCAAUAAUAGCUGGCUCAGGCACCUUGAUGUGAGCCGCUGCAGCUUGGCGUUCAUUGACACAAGCACCGUCAAGGACCUGCCCAAUCUAAGAAGUUUGGGCUUGAGUGGAAACCCCUGGUUCUGUAACUGCUCCUUCAUGGAACUGUACAGCUGGAUGAAAGAGAGUGGGAUCACUAUUCCAGACCCUGACAAUGUCACCUGCUACAGCCCAGUUUUUAUGCAUGGCUUGAGGAUGCUGGAAGAAGCACAAAAAGAGCUCCAUUACAAGUGCUACAUCCAUUUUGAUGACCAAGACUAUCUGUUCUUGGGGCUGGUUGGCUUCUGCAUUUUCUCUGCUGCAACUGUGCUGGCCUGGCUCUUAGGACUGUGCGCAGUGAUCUAUGACUUCUUAACUGCCACUGGGGAGGAGGAUGAAGAUGAGGAUGAAGAAUAAAGAGCUCCCUAUACUUCACUUCUGAAAUAUGACUUGUUGACAGUAUAGCCUGUUUGUUUACACCAGUGGUUCCCAACUCUAGGUCUGCAAGACUUGCAGGGAAAUUCAGCUCUAGGUUAUUAAAUACGGUUUUCUGUGGGUGAGCAGAUGGUGACUACUGGAUGGCAUUAUGUUCUGUAUCAGAAAGUAGAGCUGAUAUGGUUUAUCCAAUGCAAUUUUUCGAAUCAGCACCCCAAAUAAUCAAGUUGGCCAAAAACUGAUUCGUACUAAUGUUGGAGAGUAGUCCCUGGUCAAGUGGUCCCUGGUAAAAACAAAAGGUUGGGAACCACUGGUUUACACAGACAGUAAAUCCCAUAGUGUUCUGUGAAAUUUACUGAAGCUGCAUUCCUAACCUUACCAGUUGGUAAGUCUUUUGAAAGGCAGUAGAGUUUACUUCUGAAUGAACAAGUAGAAGAUGAUUCUGCUGAAAAGUUGCAGCCCUCUACAAGUCUACACAGAUGUAAUCAUAUUAAAUAGAGUGA